Molecule: messenger RNA, 3539 nt
Organism: Stegodyphus dumicola
Lineage: Eukaryota; Metazoa; Arthropoda; Arachnida; Araneae; Eresidae
Gene: Iswi
Product: nucleosome-remodeling ATPase imitation SWI
Biological process (GO): nucleosome organization
Cellular component (GO): chromatin; nucleus
Molecular function (GO): ATP binding; nucleosome binding; histone binding
Source: RefSeq, a predicted model, not a curated record
CACCGCUUUCUUUGGCGGCUGGCUGCGGGAAAGCGUAUGAGAUCGUGAAUGCCAUCCAAACGUUAAAUGUGCUUGUGUUUUGUUUUUAAUUUAUUUUUUUAGCUUUCGUAUUUAAUAAUUUCUUUUAAGCUAUCAUCAUGUCUGAGUUAGAACCUGAAGUAGAAGAUGUUGAAGAAACUAUCGAAGCUGACAACAACGUAAAUGACACUGGCUCAGUUGAUGCAGAAGAAUCAGAAGGAGAAGAUGAUGGAGAAUUGGAGGAUGCGGCUCCUGAGGAAGAUUCAAUGUUAAUGGGCCAGACAGAAGAAGAACCAAAUGAUUUAAUUGAAUGCUUCAAGAAAGAUGAUAAGGAAUUUGAUACAAGAGUGGAGUCGGAUCGAUCCCGAAGAUUUGAUUUUCUUCUUCAACAAACAGAAAUUUUUUCUCAUUUUAUGACAAGUGGUGCUAAUAUGAAAGGUGGGUCUCCUGUGAAACUAAAGCCUGGUCGACCUAAGUUAAAGAAAAAUGAUGAAAAGGCUAAAUUGUCAGCUGUUGGAGAUCAUCGUCAUCGUAUGACUGAGCAAGAAGAAGAUGAAGAAUUGCUAUCAGAAAGUAGGAAGAGUUCAAAGAUUGUUACACGUUUUGAAGCAUCUCCUCAUUACAUUGUGGGAGGUGAAUUACGUGAUUACCAAAUUCGGGGUUUAAAUUGGAUGAUCUCACUAUAUGAACAUGGCAUUAAUGGUAUUUUAGCUGAUGAGAUGGGUUUAGGUAAAACUUUGCAAACUAUCUCCCUUCUUGGUUAUAUGAAGCAUUAUAGAAACACACCAGGUCCUCACAUGGUUAUUGUUCCAAAAUCAACUCUUGCAAAUUGGCGAAAUGAGUUUGAAAGAUGGUGUCCGUCAAUUCGGGCUGUUUGUCUUAUUGGGGAUCAAGCUACAAGAAAUGCUUUCAUAAGAGAUAUUCUGAUGCCCGGUGAAUGGGAUGUGUGCAUUACAUCAUAUGAAAUGAUCAUCAGAGAAAAAUCAACACUUAAGAAGUUUAACUGGAGGUAUAUUGUUAUUGAUGAAGCCCACAGAAUCAAAAACGAGAAAUCAAAGCUUUCAGAAAUUGUACGCGAGUUCAAAUCGACAAAUCGUCUCUUGUUGACUGGAACUCCUCUCCAAAAUAACUUGCAUGAACUUUGGGCUCUCUUGAACUUCUUACUUCCUGAUGUAUUUAACUCAUCUGAGGAUUUUGAUGCUUGGUUUAAUACGAACAAUUGCUUAGGUGACACAUCUCUUGUUGAAAGACUGCAUGCAGUGCUUAGACCAUUUUUGCUGCGUCGAUUGAAAUCUGAAGUGGAAAAGAAGCUUCCUCCUAAAAAAGAAAUUAAAAUUUACGUUGGUCUGAGCAAAAUGCAGAGAGAAUGGUAUACUAAAGUAUUAAUGAAAGAUAUUGAUGUAGUGAAUGGUGCUGGAAAAGUUGACAAGAUGAGAUUGUUGAACAUUUUAAUGCAGCUUCGUAAAUGCUGUAAUCACCCCUAUUUGUUUGAUGGUGCUGAGCCUGGUCCUCCAUACACAACAGAUGAACACUUGGUGUAUAAUUGUGGGAAAAUAGUGAUUUUGGACAAAUUGCUUCCAAAAUUACAGGAGCAAGACUCUCGAGUUUUAAUUUUCUCGCAGAUGACGAGGAUGCUUGAUAUUUUGGAAGAUUAUGUGAUCUGGAGAGGAUUUAAAUAUUGUCGUUUGGAUGGACAAACUCCUCAUGAAGACAGAGAACGUCAAAUCAAUGAUUUCAACAAACCAAACAGUGACAAAUUCAUUUUUAUGCUCAGUACCCGUGCUGGUGGUUUAGGUAUAAAUUUAGCAACAGCUGAUAUUGUAAUACUUUUUGACUCUGACUGGAAUCCACAAGUUGAUUUACAAGCUAUGGAUCGUGCUCAUCGAAUUGGGCAGACUAAGAGAGUCAAAGUUUUCCGCUUGAUUACAGAAAAUACAGUGGAAGAGCGUAUUGUAGAAAGAGCUGAAAUAAAAUUACGUUUAGAUACUGUUGUGAUCCAACAAGGUAGAUUAGUUGAUAGCCAAGCUGCUAAACUUGGCAAAGAAGAAAUGCUGGGAAUGAUCAGGCAUGGAGCUGACCACAUUUUUGCAUCUAAAGAAAGUGAGAUUACUGAUGAAGAUAUUGAAGCUAUAUUAGAGAAAGGUGAAAAAAGGACUUUGGAAAACCAAAAGAAACUGGAAUCUAUGGGUGAAAGCACUCUUCGAAAUUUCACCUUGGAUGCUCCAGUUGAAAGCGUGUAUCGCUUUGAAGGUGAAGAUUAUCGAGAAAGACAAAAGACUGCUGGUAUUGGUCACUGGAUUGAGCCACCAAAGCGAGAACGUAAAGCCAAUUAUGCCGUUGAUGCCUAUUUUAGAGAAGCUCUUAGGGUCAGUGAGCCUAAGGCUCCAAAGGCGCCAAGACCUCCUAAACAACCAACCAUUCAAGACUUUCAGUUUUUCCCACCACGGCUAUUUGAGUUAUUGGAUAAAGAAAUCUUUUUCUUUCGCACUAUUGGAUAUAAGGUUCCCAAAAAUCCUGAUCUGGGACCAGAUGCUGCAAGAUUUCAGAAAGAAGAGCAGGAAAAAAUAGAUGAAGCUGAACCUUUGACAGAAGAAGAAGUUGCUGAGAAAGAUCGUUUACUGACUGAGGGUUUCACAAAUUGGUCUAGGAGAGAUUUCAAUCAGUUUAUUAAAGCUAAUGAAAAGUAUGGGCGUGAUGACACUGAAAGCAUUGCUAAAGAAGUGGAAGGCAAAACACCAGAGGAGGUCAUCGAAUACUCUCAAGUAUUUUGGGAAAGGUGUCAUGAGCUGCAAGAUAUUGAAAGAAUUAUGGCUCAGAUUGAAAGAGGUGAAGCGCGCAUUCAGCGAAGAGCUAGUAUUAAAAAAGCUUUGGAUGCAAAGAUGGCUCGGUAUCGGGCUCCAUUCCAUCAACUCCGAAUUGCUUAUGGAACAAAUAAAGGAAAAAAUUAUACUGAAGAAGAAGACCGUUUCCUUGUGUGCAUGUUACAUAAAUUGGGUUUUGACAAAGAAAAUGCAUAUGACGAAUUGCGUUCGGAAAUUCGAAAGGCACCUCAGUUCCGUUUUGAUUGGUUCAUCAAAUCACGAACUGCUGCAGAAUUGCAACGGCGUUGCAAUACAUUGAUUACGCUGAUUGAAAGGGAAAAUCAAGAACUUGAAGAAAAAGAAAAGGCUGAACGAAAGAAAAGAGGGCCCAAACCUGGCAUUCCAAAAGGACCACAGAAAAGAAAAUCGGAUGGAAUACCUGAUGGUAGAGGAAGGAAAAAGAAAAAGUAACCUCGGAUCCUCGUACUUCAUUUUAUCAUUUCUUUUCCUUUAGUUAAAUUAGUUUCACUUAAAGGAAACAUGGACUUUGAAGUACCUCUUUUGUUUUUAAAUGUAAAAGGCUCCUCUUAAAUUGCCUCCAGUUGAAUUGGAAACUGCUAAUUUAUUGGCAUCAUUUUGUAAACAAUUGGCAUAACCAUUUUGUAUAGUUUUACAUUAUAUUUUAAUGUAUUAAUAAAGUGUAAAUUUUGUUUUUGAUUA